Penaeus chinensis is the source of this 2265-nucleotide messenger RNA. RefSeq names its product ceramide kinase-like. Gene Ontology annotation, molecular function: kinase activity. The record is from RefSeq and is a predicted model, not a curated record. NCBI's taxonomy places the organism in Eukaryota, Metazoa, Arthropoda, Malacostraca, Decapoda, Penaeidae.
GAGCGAACGUCAGGGAGGGAAGGUGUGUCGUGCGUCUGUGCGGGGAAAUCGUCACACCCCUCUUCGUCAGGGUCAUAUAUUUUUUCCUUCUGGGGGGGAUUUCCAGCGUCUCAGGUCUUUUCUAACAAGUGAUCGGUCCUCCCAGAAAGUCAGACCAGGCGUGAGAGUGAUUUUUUGACCCGUUUUUUUAUCGUUUAUAUUUUUUUCUCUCGUAUACAAAAGCUCUCGGAAAUUCGUCCAGCAAUUUACACAUUUCAAAGGGGACGUGUUUCAAAAGGCAAUCUAUAAUUUCCCCCUUUGCUUGGUGAUUUCCCCUUCCCUCCCCCUUUCCCCUACCCCCUACCUCCUCGUCGACAUGUAUCUAAAAAAGUGAAAGAAGAUAAAUAUACAUAAAUAGUGUGGCGUAAAUAUAUAUACGUGUCAGAUCCGUAAAAUUCCUGGCCGUCUCGAUGUCCGAAAGCAUGCAUCUGCAGGGAACUUUUUACAUCUUGAAUAAACGUUGCAAAGUUACGCUUACGGACGAUGGCAUUAGCUGGGAACCAGAAGGAACACCUGAUUACGGAGCGCCAGGGCCACGGGCGGGAGCUGGUGGAGAAGCACGCCCUCGAGCGCGGGCGCGUGGACGGCGUGGUGGUGGUGGGCGGCGAUGGCUUAGUCAACGAGGUGGUCACGGGGCUGCUGCUGCGGGCGGCGAGUGACGCGGGCGUGGAUCCCCAUGACCCGGAGACGUCUCUGCCGCCCACGAUGCUCAGGGUCGGCAUCAUUCCAGGUGGCAGCACGGACGCCACCUGUCACGGCACGCACGGAACGAGUGACGUCACGACGGCUGCGCUUCACAUCAUUAUGGGCGACAGCCGGAGCGUGGACGUGGCGGCGGUGCACGGCCAGGGGCAGCUCCUGGGCGUCGCCACCACCAUGGUCUCCUACGGGUACUUCGGCGACCUCCUGCAGUCGUCGGAGCGGUGGCGGAAGCUGGGGCCGUCGCGCUACAUCGUGUCCGGCGUGCUGCAGGUCAUCCGCAACAGGUCGUACGAGGGGCAGGUCCGAGUGCGGUACCCGGCCACGCCCCUCGCGCAGCCCGACGACCCGAGGCCCUGCAGCCAGCACUGCGGCGUCUGCUCCAAGGCGUCGCGCGCCGCGCCCCUGCCCGGAGAGUGGCAUCAGUUCAGCGGGCGGUGGAGCGUCCUGACGUCGGCCGUGGCGUCGUGCUCGUGCCGCCUGACGCCCCACGGGGUGUCCCCGUCGGCGCACCUCGGCGACGGCUGCGCGGACCUCAUCCUCGUCUCGGGCGGCUCCAGGUUCCGCAUCCUCAGCUACCUGUACCGCACCAGCUGCACGGGCAAUUCGUUGAGCCUGGGCCACGUGGACGUCCACCGCGUGCAGGAGCUCCAGUUCACGCCCAAGCUCUCCGGGCCGCAGUCCUCGUGGAACUGCGACGGCGAGCAGCUCAACGAACCGGCGCUGGCGAUCAAGAUUCAUUGCCAGCGAUUGAAACUGUUCUGUCGCGGAGUCGAACACAGGACCGAUGAUUCGCCGAAGUCAGCGCCAAAGACCAAAACGGCUUCCCCUUAAUAAAUAUCUGUUAAUUUAGGUGUUUUUAUGUAUAUAUAUAUUUAUUUAUAUAUAUAUUUUUUUCUUAGUUUUAUUUUGUUCGCGACAAUGAUUAUUUAAGGAUUUUUUAAAAAGACGAUUUUAAGUUUUUAUUUAUUUGUUCGUUCGUUUUUUAAAAUUGACCAAGGAUUUGUAUUGUUUAUUUGCAGUCAGAAUUGUAGAUAAAAUAGAAGGUUGUUUAAUGUUAUUAUCUAUUUUUAUUUAUUUUCAUUUACUUAAUUUUUAUUUAUAAUUCUAUAUUAUAACAUUUUACUUACUUAUUUAUUUAUUUAUUUAUUUAUUAACUGGACAAAAAAAAAAAAAAUCGAAUGCUAUUUUCUAGUAUUGUUUAUUAAUUAAAUAUUAUUAUUAUUAUUAUUAUUAUUAUUAUUAUUAUUAUUAUUAUUAUUAUCAUUUUAGUAAGUGAUUUUUCUUACCCAUGUGAUCUUAGAGUUCAGGUGGAAAAUCCAGUCAUAUAUUUCGUCGUUAUAACUUGGUGAUACGUAAUUUAGACUUCGGGCCGGAGGGAAACUGACGUAUUAUGUAAUUCGUGCUGUUAUUAGUAUUGUUCGUGUUAUUGUUAUGAUGAUGGUAAUGAUGAUAAUGAUGUGGGGAUGGUAUAAUGAUUUUGUGGUGAUAAUGAUGGGUGUUGGUGGAUAUGAUUUUUUAUUAUUA